GCUCCGUGUUUGUGUAUGUGGAAUGCGGGUCAAGCGGAACUCACGGCACAAACUGCGCUUCACAUCAAACUCAAACACCGGCUCGCAGCUGCCUGGCGCGCUCACGUCCUCAAGCUGGAGCUCUGCAGACAGACGACAAUGAAGAGAAGCAGGCACCCGAGCAGCAGCGAUGACUCGGACAAUGGAAGUAGUUCUACCUGUUGGUCCCAACAUUCGUCACAGCCCAGGAGAGGCACCGGACAGAAACCCUCCGAGGUGUUCAGGACGGACCUGAUCACAGCCAUGAAGGUGCACGACUCGUACCAGCUGAACCCAGAGGACUAUUACGUCCUCGCCGACCCGUGGAGGCAGGAGUGGGAGAAAGGAGUCCAGGUCCCCGUCAGCCCUCAGUCCAUCCCACAGCCCAUCGCCAGGGUGCUGGCAGAGAAAGGAAAGGAAGUCAUGUUCAUCAGGCCAAAGAAGCUGAUCCGGACGUCAGGCGCCGAGGCCCUCGGCUACGUGGACAUCCGGACGCUGGCGGAGGGGAUGUGCCGCUACGACCUGAACGAGGAGGAUGUCGCCUGGCUGCAGAUCAUCAACGAGGAGUUUGCAGAGAUGGCCAUUUCGCCGCUGGACGAGAUCACCAUGGAGCGGGUGAUGGAGGAGUUCGAGCGCUGCUGCCACGAGAACAUGACGCACGCCGUGGAGACGGAGGAGGGGCUGGGCAUCGAGUACGACGAGGACGUGGUGUGCGACGUCUGCCAGUCGCCCGACGGCGAGGACAACAACGAGAUGGUGUUCUGCGACAAGUGCAACAUCUGCGUCCACCAGGCCUGUUACGGCAUCCAGAAAGUCCCGAAGGGCAGCUGGCUGUGUCGGAUCUGCGCCCUCGGCAUCCUGCCAAAGUGCCAGUUGUGUCCCAAGAAGGGCGGAGCCAUGAAGCCGACCCGGAGUGGAACCAAGUGGGUCCACGUCAGCUGUGCCUUGUGGAUUCCAGAGGUGAGCAUCGGGAAUCCAGAGAAGAUGGAGCCGAUCACCAACGUGUCCCACAUCCCCAGCAACAGAUGGGCUCUGAUCUGCUGCCUGUGCAAAGAGAAGACCGGCGCCUGCAUACAGUGCUCAGCGAAAAACUGCCGGACUGCCUUCCACGUGACGUGCGGCCUCCACGCCAGCCUCGAGAUGAACACCAUCCUUACGGAGGACGACGAGGUCAAGUUCAAGUCGUACUGCCCCAAGCACUCGGGGCUCGAGGGCGCCGAGUCCAGGGACCGAGACUCGGACGGCGAGGAGGAGAAGGAGGCGGCCAGAGACAAGAAGGGCCGGAGGAGAGGCCGGGUGAGAGGGGUGGAAGAUGCCGCCACCACCGCCUCCUCCUCGCCGCUGCCGCCUCACGUCGCUCCUCAGCUGAUGGACCGGACGCCCGGCGACCCGGAGGAGCUCAGCAGCCGCCAGCAGGACAGCAGAGUCAACCACCGCAAGCUGAAGCUGCAGGAGAUGGAGGAGGACUUCUACCAGUUUGUGGAGGUGGACGAGGUGGCCGGCAACCUGAAGCUGCCGCCGGAGGUGGUGGACUUCCUCUACCAGUACUGGAAGCUGAAACGCAAAGCCAACCACAACCAGCCGCUCCUCACGCCCAAGAAGGACGAGGAGGAGAGCCUGGCCCGCCGCGAGCAAGAGGUGCUGCUGCGACGCCUGCAGCUUUUCACGCACCUCCGGCAGGACCUGGAGAGGGUCCGUAACUUGACCUACAUGGUGACCAGGAGGGAGAAGAUGAAGCGCUCGCUGUGGAGAGUCCAGGAGCAGAUCUUCCAGCACCAAGUCCGGCUGCUCGACCACGAGCUGCUCAGCGGCGACCCUUCAUCCAAGGACCUGGAGAAGCUCUUCUCUCUGGGCUGGUUAUCCUCUCAGGGCUCCCAGUCCGGCUCCUCCUCCUGGAGCCACUCUGGACUCAAGACCAAACGAGGCUCCUCGAAGCAGGAAAGAAGGAGAAGCCAAUCCGACAGGAGAAGCCAAUCCGACUCAUCGCACACUUACAGGAAGGACAAUCCAAGCGAGAAGGACGGCAGAAGCUCCCGAAUCGCCGACGUCGUGCCCAACGAGGCGGUGGGCGAUGCCAAAACCCAAAACUCUGACAUCGACCAGGAGAAGCCAGAGAUCAUUCAGGAAACAAAGCUGCAUAAAUCCGAGAGCAGGAAAGGCCUGAGAAGGGAGGCCGAACAGGAAGUGCUGUCGAGACGGAAACGAGAGAGAAGGAGCGACGAAAGCUUCUCCGGUCAGGCGAAGGGCAGGUUCGGGUCCAAACAUCUGGAGAAGACGGUGUCCAUCCGGCUGGUGGACAUUAGAAACUCAGACUCGGACGACUACUUCAUGGACGAUGGAAGAAGCCAUGUUUCUCUGGACGUGACGACCAACAACAUUAAGCUCAACAAAGACCCAACCACAAAAACCAACGGCUGGCUGAGGAAAGCCCAAACGAAUGGCUCGCACUCGCCCAACGGACACCUGAAGAGCUGGGGGAAGUUCAGGAUCCCCAAGAGGAGCGACAAGCCGUCGACUAUGAGGGAGGAAGAAGACGAGGAGGACGAAGAGGCGGAGCAACGUAAACCUCUUCUCAGGCCACUGACCAACCCACCAGAGUCGACUUACCCCAGAACUCGACUCCGAACGGGGACGGAAAGUGACGAAUUCGAGUCCAAAUCGGGUGACGGCGAGCUGGAGCCCUGCCUAAAGCGAUGCCACUCCCACCAGCUGAGGGGCGACUCGUCUCUCGGGCGGCGCUACGGGUCUGACAUAAUCCGGCGAGGAGUUCUGGCAUCCUGAUGGAAGCACCAGGGAUACAGCAGGGAGUCCUGGCCUCCUGGUGGCGGCACUACGGGUUUGGCGUCGUCCGGCAAGGAGUCCAGGCCUCCUCGUGACAGCGCUCAAGUGUGGCAUCGUCUGGCAAGGAGUCCUGGCCUCCUGGUGACGGCACUACAGGAUGUCAUCCGGCAAGGAGUCCUGGUGACGACACUACGCAUCUGUUGAGGAGUCCUGGCCUCCUGGUGGCGGCGCUACGGGUUGGAUGUCGUCUGGCAAGGAGUCCGGGCCUCCUGGUGGCAGCGCUCAAGUUUGGCAUUGUCCGGCAAGGAGUCCUGGCUUCCUGGUGACGGCACUACUCAUCUGCCGAGGAGUCCUGGCCUCCUGGUGGCGGCACUACGGGAUUGGCGUUGUCCGCCGAGGAGUCCUGGCCUCCUAAGGGUGGCACUAUGGGUCCUACGUCAACCGGCGAGGAGUCCUGGCCUCCUGCUACCGGUGGUAUGGAUUCAACGUCAUCCGGCGAGGAGUCCUGGCCUCCCGAUGGAAAAAUAAGCUGCACUGUGUUAGUCAGAAAUGAACGUCGGUCACUCUUUGUACCUUUAUUUUUCUCGAUGAAUCGUAAUAAAAAGGAAAAAAAAAAAAAAGGCUAGAUUAGGAAGAAAAACAAAAAACAGAGCAGAUAUUUAUUUUUUAUUU
Messenger RNA from Stegastes partitus (bicolor damselfish), 3471 nucleotides. It is a transcript of the gene jade1, whose product is annotated as jade family PHD finger 1. Gene Ontology annotation, cellular component: histone acetyltransferase complex. Gene Ontology annotation, biological process: regulation of transcription by RNA polymerase II. The coding region runs from base 16 to 2799 and encodes 927 amino acids. NCBI's taxonomy places the organism in Eukaryota, Metazoa, Chordata, Actinopteri, Pomacentridae. The record is from RefSeq and is a predicted model, not a curated record. The transcript has 11 exons.